Molecule: messenger RNA, 1370 nt
Organism: Harpegnathos saltator (Jerdon's jumping ant)
Lineage: Eukaryota; Metazoa; Arthropoda; Insecta; Hymenoptera; Formicidae
Product: pyrroline-5-carboxylate reductase 2
Exons: 8
Coding region: 277-1233 (318 amino acids)
Biological process (GO): L-proline biosynthetic process
Molecular function (GO): pyrroline-5-carboxylate reductase activity
Source: RefSeq, a predicted model, not a curated record
CUAGAUCAUCAACGAGAGAAAACGUGGUCGAGAAAACGCUGCAUCGAUUACUACGGGCGUAACGUGUGACAACAUCAGCAGCCAUCUAUGUGCGAUCUCGCCGCAUGUUGCUCGUCGUCGAAUCUAUAUCUUUUGUGCGAUAUAUCACGGACAUAAUUUCUACAGAGAUUUGGAUUUAGCAAAAAAAGUCAUUGAGUCAACAUUACUUCUUAUCGCUCGUGUUCAUCGAACAUAGAAAUAUUAUUUAUCGCUUACAUUCAUUUUGCAAAACCAAAGAUGACUGUCGGUCUGAAGGCAAUAAGUUUGAUUAGGUCGAGUCGUCGAGUUCGGCGGAAUUUAAAUGUACGCAAUGUGAGUGAUCAACUUCUUGCGGACGGCGAGGUGAGAAAGACAAGGACAUCGCAGAACAUCGAUACAAACAUGUUGAAAAUCGGUUUUCUCGGCGGAGGAAAGAUGGCCCAAGCACUCGCGAAGGGCUUCAUACGAGCAGGUUUAAGCAAAGGCGAUAUGAUGUUGGCAAGUUGUCUCCCCAACGAUACGGGAAGCAUAGAGACAUUUAAGGAAAUAGGAUCAAAUACCGUGUUCACUAAUGGUCCCAUCAUCAAUCAUGGGGAUAUCCUGAUCCUCUCGGUAAAGCCGCAAGUUGUGCCGAAGGUCCUCCCAGAGUUGAAGAAUAGUAAGAAGUUACUCAUCUCCAUCGCCAUGGGUAUCCCUUUAGAGUUGUUAGAAGAGGCACUUCCAGAAGGAACACCCGUGAUAAGGGUAAUGCCGAAUACUCCGGCCUUGGUGGGUUGCGGCGCUACAGUAUAUGCUCGCGGAAAACAUGCCGGUGAUAAGGAGGCCGAGAUCACGGAGAAGCUAUUUUCCGCCGUAGGCUUCUGCGAAGAAAUCCAGGAAAACCUCAUCGAUCCAGUUACCGCCUUGGCUGGUUCUGGUCCUGCUUAUGUGUAUAUGAUGAUUGAAGCAUUGGCCGAUGGUGGUGUAAAAAUGGGUCUUACUAGACCUAUCGCAUAUAAACUUGCUGCACAAACCGUUCUAGGUGCCGGCACUAUGAUUCAUAAGACGAACCUUCAUCCAGGUCAACUUAAAGAUGAUGUAACUUCGCCGGCAGGGAGCACUAUAACUGGCAUUCAUUACUUAGAACAGCACGGUUUGAGAUCAGCAAUAAUCGGUGCUGUGGAAGCCGCAACACUUCGGUGUAGAGAAGUCAGUUCACAGAACGGAAAGAAAUAAAAAUAAUAAUGAUCAUAAAGAUAAUCUUAUUAUAUAAUAACAAUCUUAUCACUAACAAAGAAUGAUAUGCGAAUGUAGAUAAUUGUAGAUAUCUAUUAAAUAUCUAUUGAAAGAUUGAAAUAAUAAAUUACCAUAUU